AUGAACGACAUGCCCACUUCACUUUUAUUCACAUACGAUCUUGACAUCCACUCCAACAACCCUUACAACGUGCCAUGCCAAACAAUGGAAGGCCUCGCUCAAGCCCUUUCGUUUUAUGGCAUGCAAAGUGUUUACAAUCCAGAGAUGUUCGACCCUAUUGAAGAGUUUGAUGGCAAUCCAUCUCGUCUUUCUGUGCGUGCUGUAAAUGCCUCAUCGGUUGUUCCUUUGGCACCCACUCCACUAUUGGAACACGAUGCUACGGAUACACCUGCCAGCAGCAAUGAAGAAGACAAUGCUAUUGUGACACCCACUUUAACAGCAGCACAGCUGUUCCCUCCACUUCCUAGCGACACAUGCGAAGGAGGUAACAACAACAAGCGACCACGGCCCUCUUAUGAAGAAGACGAUCAAGAAGAAGAAGAACAAGAGCAACAGGUGAUGCCAUCUCAACCUCACAAUAAGAAGCGUCGUUUGUCAAACAACAACAGCAACAGCAACAAGUCCAAAGUGUGCUCUGUGUGUGGUGCGCAGUUCUCUCGAGCCUACAACAAGCGCACGCAUGAACUCACUCACUUUAAGGAUCGUGUAAAGCGCUUCCCAUGCAACGCUUGUCCCAAAUCUUUUGAUCGUAAACAUGAUCUUCAUCGUCAUAUCUCUGCUCUUCAUACUGGCAAACGCACUUUUGCUUGUGAAUUUUGCCCAACCACCUUUUCACGUCGUGAUGCUCUUGUCAAACACGUUGAAAACCACCACUAA
Lichtheimia ornata is the source of this 756-nucleotide messenger RNA. RefSeq lists its product as uncharacterized. The transcript has a single exon. Bases 1 to 756 code for a protein of 251 amino acids. Gene Ontology annotation, cellular component: nucleus. Gene Ontology annotation, biological process: regulation of transcription by RNA polymerase II. The record is from RefSeq and is a predicted model, not a curated record. NCBI's taxonomy places the organism in Eukaryota, Fungi, Mucoromycota, Mucoromycetes, Mucorales, Lichtheimiaceae. Gene Ontology annotation, molecular function: RNA polymerase II cis-regulatory region sequence-specific DNA binding; DNA-binding transcription factor activity, RNA polymerase II-specific.